AAAACAUAUGCGAGUUUACUGAUAAAAUGUUACCCUCAAUACGCGACAAAAAAACUGGCUAUAUUUACAAGCUUAGCAAAAAGCUGGAAUGUAAGAUUGACCGUGAAUGUGAUGCCGAACUGAGAAAAAUCUCGAACAAACCAGCUUCCGAUUCGGAAGAUGAACCAGAAAGUCAUGUCUGCGCAGCUACCAACACACCAAUCUUCACCAGUUUAAAGAUGACCUGCUCCGAUAGCGAAGAUUCGCUGGAAGCUUCAGGCAGUGGUUGUUCCGUAUCCCAGGCAAGUGACAUCAAGAAUCAGCCAGAAGCAGCCAAAAUGUCACACGAGCCAACAUUAGGGAAUGAAUGUUCUUCAAGAGAACCAACAAUCGCAAAAGUUUUAAAUAUCUUAAUGCAGGUAUCAAAACAUGUGAAGAAAAUGAACGGAGCCACCGAUCUUAUCCAAACGGACUUGGGCAACAUUUCGAACCGAUUGACGAAAAUUGAGGAAACCGUGGACACUUCGGUGGCAACGCUUGAGAGAAUGAAGGAUAAGAUGACAAAAAAAGCAGUAUGUUUGGAAAAUCGAGAUAGCAAUUCCGUUGCGUUGUAUCCCGAUUUUAAAAAAAUAAGCAGCGAAGAGGAGUUAAUAGAGUUCGAUUGUAAGCUGGGCAGCGAUGAAGAAUAUUAUUCCAUUGUUAUAAAGUGGCUUAAAACACAAAUCAAGGAAACCGAUCCAGAUAAUCGGAUGCAUGUAGCAAUCGAUUUGAUAUUCGAACGAACGUUUUUGCCUCAAUGCAGUUGGUGUGGUAAGAGUAGACAGGAAUCGAAAAUAGCUUUUGGAUUACGAUAUAACAUAAGGCGAUUGUUUGCAGCUGUUGGUAGCAAUAAGUUUGUAACCGUGGAUGCAUUAUCGGUAGAAAGGUUUUUCAAGAAAAAGCUGCCUCAUGCUAAAACUAGGAUGAACUUAACUGGUAAUAGACCUUCAAUAUGUCAUAAGCAACGUGUCACGCAUCCUACACGGGAGCCGGAGUUCGACGAGCGGGUGCGCAACAUGAAGAAUUCCAUGCGCCACGUAACGCAAGAAGACGGCACUAGAGGUAAUGCCUCAGCGCCAUCGGAACUAGUAAAACUUGCGGCGGAAAGAGAGUUUUGUGAAAAAAUGUUACCCUCCAAACGUGUCAAACUAUCUGGUGUAGAAAACCAGAUCGGUCAAGAAUACGAUGCUGUACAAGAAGAAACAACUAAUGUAGAAUGUGGUCAGGAUGAUGAACAAGAGCGCGACAUUUUGGCUACUAAUGACGAAGCGUUCCUUGCCAAAUUGAGGAUGACCUGCUCAGACAGCGAUGAUUCGUUUGAAGCUUCUGAAGAUGACGGUUCCGUAUCCCAGACUAGCCGCACCAAUGGACCUUCGGGAACAACGCCAAUGCCCAACGGGGUUGGGCUGCAGGAUGAAAACGCUAUGAAGGAUUCUACGGCCGCCUCGCUUAUGAAUAUGUUCGCAUUACUAUCACAACAAAUUGAAGCUAUCGACAACAAAACCGAUAGCGUCCAAAGGCAAGUGAUGCACAUUUCGGACCGCUUGGGACGUGUCGAGAAAAAGUUGGGCUUUUCGAGUGCAACACUGGAACGAGUGAAAGAAGUCGUUUUAAAAACAGAUGAAUCUGUGACAAAACCAUUACGGCAACAAAUACCUUCAGUCGCGAAAAAUGUAGACAAAUCGGUAGCAACAGUUGGACUAAAGAAAAAUGUCGUUACUGGAACAACUGGUGAAACAUUGGCAAAUCCACUUAGGCAGGAAAUUCAAGAAAUCAAGAAAACAGUGGGCGAUUCGAUAACAACACUGGAACUAAUGAAAAAUGUUAUUGUAGUAACAGAUGAAACUUUGCAAGAUCUGCAACGGCAGAAAAUUCAAAGAAAUAUUUUCGAUUUAAUUACAAUAACUAACGAAGAGGAGUUCAAUGAGUUCGAUAUCAAGCUUGGUAACGAUAAAGCAUACUAUGAAAAAAUUAAAAAGGAGCUAAUGAUGCACAUCCAACCCAGUGAUAAAGGUAAACAGAUGCAGGAGGCGAUGUAUAUGAUUUUUGAUCAAUCGUUUUUGGCACUGUGCAGUUGGACCGGCCAUGGUAUAACCAAACCAGACGAGAAAAUAGCUUUUAAAACACGCACCAAUAUUUUGAAACUGUUUGCAGAUAUCGGUAGCAGUAACAGUAAUACCGUAGACGGUUAUUUCAUCCAAGAUUUUUUUAUAAAAAAGUUGCGUAGUGCACAGCCAAGGAUGCAAUUUGCAGGUACUAGUAAGGUCAAUUAACAUUAAUAGAAAAUCGUUAACAUUAUCACGAAAUCAAGCCGAAAAACGAGAGAAAUAAAGACGAGAAUGACAACGCAAAAGCAUGUACGCAGGGAG
This is a messenger RNA of Anopheles moucheti, 2387 nucleotides long. RefSeq lists its product as uncharacterized. The record is from RefSeq and is a predicted model, not a curated record. NCBI's taxonomy places the organism in Eukaryota, Metazoa, Arthropoda, Insecta, Diptera, Culicidae. The transcript is spliced from 5 exons. The coding region runs from base 27 to 2291 and encodes 754 amino acids.